Molecule: messenger RNA, 3443 nt
Organism: Arachis ipaensis
Lineage: Eukaryota; Viridiplantae; Streptophyta; Magnoliopsida; Fabales; Fabaceae
Source: RefSeq, a predicted model, not a curated record
UUGUGGGCCUAGCAGACUAGCAGUAUCCUGAGUGGGGCCCUUAACUGGGUGGUUGUGUGGGCCGAUCGGGCUUUCAGGAGUGUGAUCGACCGAUCGUCACUCACGACUCACUUCCGUUCUCUCCUCUUCGCCUUCCCAUCAUAACAGGCAACUCGACUCAGCUCUCAAACCAAACUGAAACAAAACCCUCCUUCCCUUUUCAUUCUCUUGCAUUUUUUUUUUAUGAAAAAUAAGAAACCAAUAUAUGCUUCAGCUGCUCCUCCGUGGUGGCAACUUGCCGCUGCGGCUGCCACCUUCAACCAUCACUAUUAUACUUCCAGUCUUCCCACUAAUUUUGAAAAAUGACCAUUUCUGAGGGAGAACCAUCAAGCAGUGCUGCACAGACAAUAGGCUUGAUAGUGGCAGUGAAGGAAUUGCAAGGACUUAAAGCUCUGGAUCUAAAUAAAUUAUUGAGGGAUUCUGAAAAUCUUACUAUCCAAUACUGUACCAAAAAUGGAUUAUUGCUUAAGAUUGAUAUGGAAAAGCUUGCAGGAUCACUUCCAUUGCACCUCAUUUCGAUGCUUAUAUCAUUUAAGAGAGAUGAAGCCCUGUUCAGAUACUUGUUAUCUGCCAUUCGUCUCUUGUAUUCCUUGUGUGAUUUAGCCUCCCGAAAUUCUAAACUCGAACAGAUUUUUCUAGAUGAUGUAAAAUUGUUUGACCAGCUGCUUGACUUUGUUUUCUACAUGCUUAUUGUUCUUGGUGGUUGCAAACAGGAAGACCAUGCUUUUUGUCAUAGGCACCUUGUGCAUUCAACUCUUGUGCCAUGUACCUUCUAUCUAUUAACAGGGUUUAUCUCAACUAAAUGGCAAGAUGUUGUCCAUGUACUGCUUGCCCAUCCCAAGAUUGACAUAUUUAUGGAUGCUGCUUUUGGAUCAGUUCGCAUGGUUGUUAGGUGUCUUGAGAUCACACUGCUAGCUUAUUACAACGAUUUUUCAAUGGAAUCAAAUUUGACAGCUGAACAAGUAGUUUAUUAUCUCUGUCAGCAGUGUGAAGCUUCACUUCAGUUUCUUCAAUCCCUGUGUCAACAAAAGUUGUUUAAGGAAUGCCUCCUUAUGAAUCAGGAAAUAUGUGGAGAGGGAAGUGUUCUCUUUCUGGCUCUGUCCAUCUUGAAGUUACAGAUUCAGCCAUCUCUUCCAACUAGGAUUAAGGCAGCUUUAUCAAGGCUAAAAUCUAAAAUACUAUCCAUUCUGCUAGGUUUGUGUGAAGUGGAGAGCAUUUCAUAUCUUGAUGAAGUAGCCAGUUCACCACAAAGUUUGGCUUUGGCUAAAUCUGUUGCAUCUGAGGUUUUAGAUCUGUUGAAGAUUGCUUUUGGAAGAGAUUCUGCACAUCACAAUGUUGAUGGAUGCCAUCCAAUGGGAUUUGUACAGCUCAAUGCAAUGCGUCUAGCUGACAUCUUGUCAGAUGAUUCAAACUUCCGAUCUUACGUGAUGCUUUGUUUUACUAAAGUUCUGACAGCAAUAAUUUCUCUCUCCCAUGGAGAUUUUUUAUCCUGUUGGUGUUCAUCUAAUCUCCUGGAGACAGAGGAGGAUUGCAAUGUUGAAUAUGAUACAUUGGCUGCAGUUGGAUGGGUUUUGGAUUAUACUUCACUAGAUAUAACAAAUGCUACAAAUUUGGAAUUCAUCCAAAUACCAAACAAGAUGCCCAGGGCUUCUUAUGCACAUCAUAAGACAUCAUUACUGAUCAAGUUAUUUGCAAAUCUUCAUUGUUUUGUUCCCAACAUAUGUGAAGAGAUGGAGGAAAAUCAUUUUGUUCUCAAGGUCCUGGAGUGCCUGCAAAUGGAUCUAUCUGACAUUCUUCCUGGGUUUUCUUUUGCUUCUGAUGCUUCUAAAGCUGCCAUUGCUAGCAAGAACCUGCGGUCAUUAUUAAGUCAUGCAGAAUCUUUGAUUCCAAACUACUUAAAUACAGAGGAUUUGCAACUUCUAAGGGUUUUUUCUAGCAAAUUACAAUCACUUUUUAGUUCUACUGGGUUCGAGGGAAAUCAUAUUCAAGAUAGCAAAUUUGAGCUGUCAUUGUCUCAGGAUAAGUUUACUAAACUCAACAUCAAUGAACAUUAUCAGGUGGCUCAGAAUGCAGGGGGAUGCCCAUCACCUUUAACUGGAAAAGAGCCUGCUUGUUUUAAUAAGCGUGGUAACUCAAAGGAAGGAAUGUCUAAGAAUGCUGCAUUUCCAGACAUAGACCAACCUAAUACCAGAGCUGAAGACAUAAAUAAAGGCAGUGACAUAAAUAUGCAAGAUCAAGAAGAUAACGUCAUAUCUGCAUCAGGAACUAGAGAAAUCGAUGUGGAUGCUCUAAACACUGAUACAAGCAGUUCAGAUACUAGUUCUGCAAAAGGAAAGAAUUCUUUUGAGCAUAUGUAUGAUGGCAAGCUUUCAAAAUUAAAUGAGGAUCGUAAAAAGGUUGCAGUUAAAGAAAAUAAAGAGGAUGAAAAGCUUGCCACUGUGCAGAAGAGGAAACGGAAGCGAAAUAUAAUGAAUGAUAAACAGGUGGCAUUGAUUGAGAGUGCUCUCUUGGAUAAGCCUGAUAUGCAUCGAAAUGCAGCUUCACUUCAAUCAUGGGCGGAAAAAUUAUGCUUUCAUGUAGGUGAAAUGCAAAUAAACCCUGAGUUGAACAAUCGAAAAGCUAAAUUAGCUCGAGCAGCUAAGGAUGUUCGAGCGGCACCAGCUGCAAAUGUUGACAAUCCAAUCUUAGACAAGCCAACAAAGCUAGUACUUGGAUCCUUUGACUCACCUGACAGUCCAGGUGAUGCCUUGGAUACAAGAGAUCACAGUCUCGCAAAAAUAGCUUCCAGCGAGAAUUCGGGGCCUUCAGUUGCCGGAUUUGCUAGUACUGGUUCUCUGCAAUUUGUUCCAUGCAAUGCAGGUCAAGUUGUGGUGAUUGUAGAUGCUGCAGGAGAUGAGGUUGGUAAGGGAAAGGUGUUUCAGAUGCAUGGUAAGUGGUAUGAGAAAAGUUUGGAGGAGUCAUCAACCUGUGUUGUGGAUGUUAGUGAGCUUAAGAUUGAUAAAGGGUUGCGAUUACCUUACCCGUCAGUUGCCACUGGUAACACAUUUGCGGAGGCCGAAUUGAAGGUCGGUGUUGUCAGAGUGCAAUGGGAUUUGAACAGAGUUUCCAGCUUAUGGUCGGAAUGAAUUCAUGAUGCUUCUAUGGCUGCAGCUAUUACUUUGCUACCUGCUUCAGUCUGUUAUCAUUCUUCUGGAUAACGAACCAAACAGGGAGUGCCAAUCUAUUAUUAGCUAAACGAUGCUGGAUAUGUUUUUUGCCAACUUUGUUACUAGCAUUUUAUGGUCACCAAAAUGAUGCUUGUGGCAUUUAAUUGUGAAUCAAGGUUACUGUAAUUGACUAUUAAACUGAUUAUAAUUUUUUGUAGUAGGAUUAUUCUUCGUAAUAGUAAAUUGCUAGUUAUGGUA